GGUGCCCGUGACGUCACAUCCGUUAAGGAAGUAAAGCAGCAUGGGAGAAAGCGCCGGACAGUGGUGAGGUCAGCAUGUUGAAGGUGCUUCAGGUGAGUUUCCGCCGCCAGGUGUGGAGGAACGUCUGCGCCGCGGCGGCGGGGGAGCGGCCGCCGCGCGGCGCCGCGGCAGCGGCAGGACGCGCUGCGAGGAGGUCCGGAGUCCGGAGCUGCACCGUGGACCCGAACCUGGAGGAGCAGUUCGUGUUCGUGGACUGUCCAGGACUGGAGGAGGAGCCUAACGAGGAGCCUAACGAGGAGCAGCAGGUCCUCCAUCAGCUCGGCGUCUCCUCGGCUCCCCCAUGCGGUCCUCUCCCCCAGGUGUCUCCUCAGAAGCACCUGAGGUCUCUGGAGCGCCAGCUGCAGGUUCUGAGAGGCGGCGCCCUGCAGGAGGCGGGGCCAGACUCCUUCAUGGAGUUCCAGGACGUGGACUUCCCGCUGGACGACAGCCUCAUAAAGUCCAAGAAGAAGAAGAAGAAGAAGGGGGAGCACCGGGUGUUCGGGACUCCGGACGCCGGCGCGGCGGUCAGUGACAUCAGCUGCUCAGGAUGCGGCGCCGUGCUGCACUGCAGCGCCGCCGACGUGCCCGGCUACCUGCCCAGUGAGAAGUUCAAGGUUCUGCUGGAGGCGGGGACGCUGGGCGGCGCCACCUGCCAGCGCUGCCACCUCAUCACCCACCACCACAAGGCCCAGAACCUGCAGGUGACCUGGGACCAGUACCGGCAGGUGGUGCGGCAGAUCCGCGGCCGGAAGGGCCUGGUUCUGCUCGUGGCGGACCUACUGGACCUGCCCGACUCCAUCGUGCCGGACCUGCCCGACCUGGUGGGAACCAACAAACACCUGGUGGUUCUGGGCAACAAGCUGGACCUGCUGCCCCGAGACUCGCCCAACUACCUGCAGCGCGUCAAGCGCCGCCUGGCCCGGUACUGCCAGGAGGCGGGCUUUGGACCGCAGGUCACCGACCUCCAUCUGAUCAGCGCCAAGACGGGCUACGGCGUCGAGGCGCUGAUCUCCAGCCUGCAGCGGUCCUGGAAGUACAAAGGCGACGUGUUCCUGGUGGGCAGCGCCAACGCCGGCAAGUCCACGCUCUUCAACACGCUGCUGGAGUCCGAUUACUGCAAAUCCAGAGCCGCCCAGGUGCUGCAGAAGGCCACCAUCUCCCCAUGGCCCGGGACCACCCUCAACCUGCUGAAGUUCCCCAUCAUCAACCCGACUCCGUACCGGAUGUUCCGGCGCCAGAACCGCCUGAAGGAGGCGCUGCAGCAGACGGAGGAGGAGCUGCCGGCCGACGAGCGGAGGAGGCUGCAGCGGCUCGGCAGACACGGAUACCUAGUGGGUCGGGUCGGACAAACGUUCCAGUCCAGAACCAGAGGCGACGAGAUCCAGUUUGAUCCAGACAGUUUGGCGUUCGGAGAAGACGAAGACGAAGAUGCAGCGAAGGAAGGUGCUGACGGCUCACCUGCUGAGCUGAGCUACAACGAGCUGAAAGACGCCCACUGGCUGUACGACACGCCGGGGAUCGUUAAGGAGCGCGACAUCCUCCAGCUGCUGCAGGAGCAGGAGGUCCGGUUGGUGGUUCCGACCCAGGCCAUCGUCCCCCGGACAUUCGUGCUGAAGCCCGGAAUGAGCGUGUUUGUGGGAGCUCUGGCACGCAUCGACUUCCUGCAGGGGGCCAAGUCCUGCUGGUUCACCGUCAUGGCCUCCGCUCGGGUCCCGGUUCACGUCACCAGUUUGGACAAAGCCGACGGCGUCUAUGAGAGACACGCGGGCCGCGACCUGCUGGGGGUGCCGAUUGGAGGCCCGGAGAGGAUGGAGCGAUUUCCUGCGUUUGCUCCUCAGGACUUCAGCUUGGAGGGCCGUGGUUACCUGGAGGCCACCGCUGACAUCACGCUGUCGUCAGCAGGGUGGGUGGCCGUGACGGCGGUCGCAGGUGAGCAGGUGCAGCUGAGGGUUCUCGGGCCGGAGGCCGCCGGGUUCGGGCUGCGGACGCCGCCGCUGCUUCCUCACGUCGUUUCUCUGAAAGGAGAGCGAGUCCGCAAGUCGUCCGCCUACAGACCGCUGCGAGCCGCGGGGCUGAUAGACGGGCUGUCGGCCGGCGCCGCCCGCAGCCUGCGGGUCAAGAAGAAGAAGAAGUGACCUCCGUUCACCUGGCUCAGGUUCUGGACCCGUGUGGUUCUGCACGGAUCCAGAGUCAACUGCUGCUUCACAUCAGAACCAAGCGGGUUUAAUAAAGAUGAGACGGAAA
Messenger RNA from Fundulus heteroclitus (mummichog), 2283 nucleotides. RefSeq names its product nitric oxide associated 1 (gene noa1). The transcript has 10 exons. Gene Ontology annotation, molecular function: GTP binding. NCBI's taxonomy places the organism in Eukaryota, Metazoa, Chordata, Actinopteri, Cyprinodontiformes, Fundulidae. The record is from RefSeq and is a predicted model, not a curated record. Bases 75 to 2174 code for a protein of 699 amino acids.